GGAUACGCAUCCGAUGUUUGCUAAACAGAUAGAUGGCUGCCCAGAGAGGUUUUUUGCGCCCAAUAUCCGCACAGAGCCAACAAAGAGAUCAUGGCGGCGUUGCAGAGGCUCACAAAAUGAGUCAGUCUCUGCAAGGCUCGCAGGCUCGCAACACAACUGAGACAUAGAUUUUAAAUGACCAUGGAGGCUGGUGCAGACACACAGCAAAGUGGUGAAACAGCAGUCUCUGAAUCUGAGACCCAACAGAUUACACUGGCACAGGCGUCCAUAGCAGCAGGCCAGGUGACAUGCAGUAGUCCCACAGUCACCCUAGUGCAGUUACCGAACGGUCAAACAGUCCAGGUGCACGGGGUGAUCCAAGCUGCUCAGCCUUCUGUCAUCCAGUCACCACAAGUUCAGACAGUACAGAUUUCGACUGUUGGUGAGAGUGAGGACUCUCAGGAAUCCGUAGACAGUGUGACAGAUUCUCAGAAAAGGAGAGAGAUUCUGUCCAGAAGGCCUUCUUACAGGAAGAUUCUGAAUGACUUAUCAUCAGACGCUCCGGCGGUCCCUCGAAUUGAGGAAGAGAAGUCAGAAGAUGACUCAGCCCCUGCAAUCACCACAGUCACCAUGCCCACUCCCAUCUAUCAGACCAGCAGUGGCCAGUACAUUGCCAUUACUCAAGGUGGGGCCAUUCAGCUGGCCAAUAAUGGCACAGAUGGAGUGCAGGGUCUGCAGACACUCGCCAUGGCAAACGCUGCUGCAGCCCAGCCUGGAGCCACCAUCCUACAGUAUGCUCAAACCAGUGAUGGUCAGCAGAUCCUAGUGCCCAGCAACCAAGUGGUUGUACAAGCUGCCUCUGGUGACGUCCAGGCAUAUCAAAUCCGCACUGCCCCCACUAGCACCAUCACUCCUGGGGUCGUCAUGGCAACCUCGCCUGCGCUGGGCACAGCAGGAGCCACUGAGGAAGUCACACGUAAAAGGGAGGUCAGACUGAUGAAAAACAGGGAGGCAGCCCGAGAGUGCCGUAGGAAGAAAAAGGAGUACGUCAAGUGUCUUGAGAACCGUGUGGCUGUGUUGGAGAACCAGAACAAAACCCUCAUUGAGGAACUUAAAGCCCUCAAAGACUUAUACUGCCACAAAUCUGAGUAGAAACGUAACUGAACGCCUGCCAGGGGCUUGAAAGUGCCCAUCUGUUAACAUGUACAGAGACUCAGCAUAGAGCCAUACAUCUGGAUGCCACUCCUCCUUUUCUACUAUUUUGCUUUCUUUUAAAAAAAAAAACUGCUGAAAAUCUGUGAAAUGACUCACCAGGAAUAGGAAAAAAAACAUGCCCAGUCCCCACUUCAACAAGACCUCUUCACAUCAGCUAUCCAUAAAAGAGUGAGGCAGUGUUCAGAAUGAUGGUGGAAGAGACUACAACUAUACAGGGUCUUUGUGGUGAAGCAGUGGAACGGACUCUUUGGCUGUUCUUGUCUUGACACCGCCAAGGGAAGCAUUCCAGUCACUGGUGCCUGGUCAAACUGGGCAACAUCACCAGCAACAGGGAACUAACCAUAGUCACCAAUGAUGGAACUUUUAGAGUUUUUCUCUCUGAGACGCUUUGGAGAGGUUACCUUUGUGUGCAACAUUUGUAUUUGUAUCUUGCGCUCUUGCAUUAACAUCUGUUACUUAUUAAUGCUUUGAAAUGUAGACGGGCUGUCUUGGACAUUUUAUCUUUGAACUGUGUUUUGGUUACAUGCUUCCUUACUGCCAUUGACUUUUUUUUUUUUUACUUAAAAUUACUUUGCCUUUAUACGACAUGAACAAAAACAUAACUGUCAAGUUGGGUUGUAAAAAAUGUUUUUUUAUAUUAAUUACAGCUUUUAGAACACAGAGAAUAAACUCUGGAACUUGGAAAGAAGUGAAUUUAGAAAGCAUGUAACUCAAAUUCUUAAACGCACGUUGUCUCUAGCGUUUCUUAGCUUUAAAGACAGUAAUCAAGACAGUGGAAAAUUCUGAUAUCUUCAAGUGGGCCGGUGCAUGUUCCCAAACAUAUUACAAAGGCUCAUUGAUGUUGAUUUUUACCCAUCUCCAUGAAAACUUCCCCAGAGUUAAGAAAAGAUAAAAAGUUGUUUAAAACCUGGGAGUCCCAUGCUAAAUACAUUGUUCUUGCUAAAAGUCCAUUGUUAGCAGCAAAUACAGUCCUACUCUUCUGACAUAAUGUGCCUCUAAUAACACAAGAAAUGAGGAAAAAACAUGGAACUGAACUGUUGCUCAUUUGUCAGAAAAUGUGUUAGCCAAAAUGGCUAACCUGCUGCCAUUUGCUAAAAGUGGUAUUUUAAAAUUAUGAUUUUCAUCUGUAUUUUUGUAUUAUGGAUUUUUCAAUCCAUUUUUAAAAAAAAAAAAAGUUAAUUUUAUUGACAGAUUCUUUUGGAACAAAAGCAAAGUAAUGAGCCUUAAGUGUUAUGCAGUGAAAGAAUUUAUCUGCAUAUUUCUAAGCACAUUUUGGAGACGCAAGGCAUUUCACUGGAAUAACAGGUCACUGGCUAUGCUAGUGUAAUAUACUGUCCUGUUUUAUUUAACUUGUGUGUAACCAUAGACUGCAUUUAUAAGAUGGAAAGAUGGACAUAGCCAAUGCGGAAGUGAGUUAAACCUGGAUUAUUUCUAAUGGCCAGCAGGGGAUGACUACUCUGGUUUGAAAAAGAAGUCGGAUUGUAUAAAAGUUGUAUAGAAAGCGAUCCUACUUCUUAUGUGAUUUAAUACUGUAGUAAACAUUUUCCUGAUUAUUUUAUGGCCUCAUUUGUUAUUUUAAAGUUUCCUAUGAUACAGCGUGAUGUUGUGUAAAUUGUACACAGAGCUGUCUGAUUUACCAUUUGCUUAAAACUUGUCUGUUUCAAAAGACCAAAUUGGCAAUUCCAAACUCGCGGCUUCAAAACUAUAGUCCACUAACCAAUUGAUGACAUCAGGUUGGCUACAUCCAUUUUUUUUAAUAUACAGUCUAUGCAUGUAAUUAAAAAGAGAAACAACUGUUCAGCAGAGCCUGUCUCCAAAAUCUGUUUAAUACAAAGUGUCAUGCGCACUUUCUUUGCAUUUACAAUCACGAUUUAACAGAAGAAUCUCAGCACAGCUCUACCAGACAAAGCCUGCUGAGAGGCCUCUAUAAAUUUUACUUGAGACUACACUAUUAACCUGUAAUUAUCAAGUGUCCAUGAGUGUUAUGUUGCUCAUUAAUCAUCAAGGUAUUAGCAUGCAUUUGACAAAAUGUUAUUAAUUUUAUGGAGCGUCAAAUCUCACCAUUUUACCUAACAAACACUGCAAUAGUGUGACCGAAUCAAAAAAACAGGAAAAAAACUUCACAGUGAACAAAAUGGAUAUUUUCAUUAUAAUGGAAUGCUACAAUGUAUUCUUUAGGUAUUGUGUAUUGUCAUUAAAUAGUACGCUUUUUCUUUUUUUGAAAUGUUGGUUUUCAUUAAUUUUUAUUCACAAUUUCUAAAUGUCAGCACCAACUUGUAUGAUACAGUGCAUUAUGUUAGAGCUUUUCAAAUAUUACAUUUUUGGCAGCUGUUAAUAAAUGUCUUUCUGAUA
Molecule: messenger RNA, 3546 nt
Organism: Acanthochromis polyacanthus (spiny chromis)
Lineage: Eukaryota; Metazoa; Chordata; Actinopteri; Pomacentridae
Product: cyclic AMP-responsive element-binding protein 1
Exons: 8
Coding region: 175-1131 (318 amino acids)
Biological process (GO): regulation of transcription by RNA polymerase II
Cellular component (GO): ATF4-CREB1 transcription factor complex; nucleus
Molecular function (GO): cAMP response element binding; DNA-binding transcription factor activity, RNA polymerase II-specific; protein binding
Source: RefSeq, a predicted model, not a curated record